Eucalyptus grandis is the source of this 858-nucleotide messenger RNA. Its product is annotated as geranylgeranyl transferase type-2 subunit beta 2-like. The transcript has 4 exons. The coding region runs from base 172 to 435 and encodes 87 amino acids. Gene Ontology annotation, cellular component: Rab-protein geranylgeranyltransferase complex. Gene Ontology annotation, biological process: protein geranylgeranylation. NCBI's taxonomy places the organism in Eukaryota, Viridiplantae, Streptophyta, Magnoliopsida, Myrtales, Myrtaceae. Gene Ontology annotation, molecular function: Rab geranylgeranyltransferase activity. The record is from RefSeq and is a predicted model, not a curated record.
CAAAAGAAGCCCUUCGUUCCUCAAGAAAAUCGAAGCCCGUUGCGAAAGGAAGCCAGCGGUCCAGCCGAGUUGGAAGACUCGGAAUCUUCAGUCGAGCGAAUAGCAUUUUCGGGUUUCCGAAUCGAACCCACGUCUUCAUUUUCACUCAAGUUCAUCUUUUUCGAUCAACCGAUGGGGGAGCUCGCUGGCAAUAAACAUGUCAAGUACAUAUUGUCCGUUGAAAAUGUAGGUGGCUUUGGUGGAAACAUUGGACAUGAUCCGCAUCUGCUGUAUACGCUCAGUGCCGUGCAAGUUUUGGCCCUUUUUGACAAGUUACAUGUUCUUGACAUCAACAAGGUGACAGAUUACAUCAAAGCACUGCAAAACGAAGAUGGAUCUUUCUCUGGGGAUAUAUGGGGCGAAGUUGAUGCUCGUUUCCCUCCGAAGAUUCAGUAAAUGUGGAGAAGGCUAUAGGUUAUAUAGUGAGUCGCGAAACUAUGGAUGGCGGGUUUGGUUGAACUCCUGGUGCAGAGUCUCAUGAAGGGCAAAGGGUGUCAUAACCUUACGCCGGAGCUCUUUCGCUGGUUUCUAAUUUCUGAUUGGUGCUUAGUAAGUCAUGUAUUUGCUUAAAUACAUGGUGGUCUUCUAAUUAUGUUCCAAAGAACAUCCAAAGGAUAAAACUGAGUUGCCACAAUUUUAAGACAUUCCUUAGGACUAAUCUUAGACUUGAGGAAGUAUAAUGAUUCCGGAGAAGAAUUAGGCAUAAAAGAAUGAAGCACCAAGCAAGUAAAUUAAGAUGCACAAGAGCCUGACCAAGCACCUUGCUACAAAGUGGCUCAUUUUUCUCUCUUCUUUCAAUUCAAAUAAGAAGAUAUUUGC